Molecule: messenger RNA, 2316 nt
Organism: Mobula hypostoma (lesser devil ray)
Lineage: Eukaryota; Metazoa; Chordata; Chondrichthyes; Myliobatiformes; Myliobatidae
Product: voltage-dependent calcium channel gamma-6 subunit-like
Exons: 6
Coding region: 581-1546 (321 amino acids)
Biological process (GO): regulation of calcium ion transmembrane transport via high voltage-gated calcium channel
Cellular component (GO): L-type voltage-gated calcium channel complex; membrane
Molecular function (GO): calcium channel regulator activity
Source: RefSeq, a predicted model, not a curated record
ACAGCCGCGCUGAGAAUCCGCUGGGCCGAAGAGAGGUGUGUCAGGGAAAGACAGACAGGGAGGGCUACAGCCCAAAAGUCAACAACGAGAGGGUGCAGUGUCUGAGGAACGAGGGGCUGAGCGUGGGAGGGAGAGGGAGAAAAGAGAAAGAGAGGGAAAGAGUGAGUGUGAGAGAGAGUAGGGGGGAGACAGAGAGAGAGGGGCCUGACAAAACUUCAGAGUGAUCUCAGCAAGAAGCAGGAGAUUCAGUGGCCAGAGAAAGCAGAGAAAGGUUUUUGUCAGAACAGAAAUAAAUAUAGAGAGAUAUAGAUACAUAGAGUGAGAGAGGGUGCGGUGACAACGGGGAGGGAGAGUGAGAGAGGCCUAGGUAGGCUUCAGGGAGAGGGGUAGAGAGAGAGAGAGAGAUAGGGGUAGAGGUAAAGAGAGAGAGAUAGUGUGAGGCAGAGAGGGAGAGAGGGAGCCCAGAGAGAGAGGGUAACAGUGAGGCAUCACGAGGGACAGAUAGCGAAGGAGUGAGAAGGGAGUUCCAGGUGCCCUGUGCUCAGGACUCUCCGAGACAUCUGCAGAUACCUCCGGGGCCAUGUGGUCGAACUUCCUGGCAGGGACGGAGGACACAGAGGGUCGAGGCUUGCCUCGACGGAGGAGGGGUGGGAGGUCUACGGGGAGCCGAGGGCGGGAGAGCGCCCUGCGUCUGAGUCUGGCUGUGGGUGUGAUGGCUUUGAUGUUGAUGGCCACGGCUGCGGGGACAGAUCACUGGGCCGAACUGAAGGACGCUGCCCCAGACAGCAACCGCACCUGCAGCAGCGUCCAUCUGGGGCUCUGGCGGCAGUGUCAGACAACAACCAGCGUCUCGGAGGCCGGUACGGCAGACAGGCUGUGCCCGGAGACGGAGACGGCAGCGGGCCACGAACUUAUCAAUCACCCCUGCUGUGGACCACUUCUGGAGGUCCAAGACACCAACUUCUACAAGGACGGGAACCGUAUGCUCCACGACCGCUGGACUAAGUGUGUAAAUGCCACGAACUUAUCAAUCACCCCUGCUGUGGACCACUUCUGGAGGUCCAAGACACCAACUUCUACAAGGACGGGAACCGUAUGCUCCACGACCGCUGGACUAAGCUCCAACUGCAGUUAUUUUCAAUUUUUUACCACUGGAGAAAAUACAAAAGUAAUGGGUCGAGAAGCAGAUAAAGCUCUGUUUAUUGUGGUGGCGGUACUGGCCGUGCUGGGCCUCUGCCUCAUGGUCCUCGGCUCCCUCUCCAUCAGUACGUCACUGAGGCACAACCCAGACUUCCUGAUCAAACUCUCUGCUUCCUUCUUCAUCUCCGCUGGUCUGGCUGCCGUGGCAACGCUGCUGGCCUUUGACCAGGCCGUGCUGGGUCUUCAGCGCACCGGCCUCGAGCUGAGCUACCUCUGGUCUUUUGGCUUUACCCUCGCUGCCUCCAUCCUGUCCUCACUGGCUGGCACCUCGUUCCUCGUCAUUGCCCUCCCAGGCCCUGCCCUCGGCCUCUGCAACAGGGGCAAGGCCUCCAAGCCGGAGGCCUAGUGUUGGGGGGAGAGGGAAAGAAAGGAGGGAAGGAGGGGAAUUAGUGAGUGGAGAAAGUGGGGAGGGGGGAGAGAACAGGAUUUAUCAAUACACUGCCAGCACCUGGGGCCUAGUUUCAGUUAUGGCACCAGGGAGUAUGGGAGGGAAGGAGGAGAGAGAGGGACUGUCUAGGACACGAGAGCCUGAGGCCUAAUGGUGACUGAGGCCGCUAUGGAGGGAGGGUUUGGUGAAGGAGAGUUAGGAGGGAGAAGGAGCGCAGAGAGAGAGAAAGAGAGAGUUGUUUUGAGCCCAUCCCCUCCACAUACCUAUCCAAGUACCAAACUGCUUCAACCAUUUCCUCUGGCAGCUUGUUCCAUGUAAGCACCAACUCUGGUUGAAAAAGCUGCCCCUCGUGUCACUUUUACACUGACCCUCUCUCUCAGGGGGAGAUCUGUACACUGACCGGUGUCUCUCAGUCCCUCUCUCUCAGGGGAGAUCUGUACACUGACUGGUGUCCCUCAGUCCCUCUCUCUCAGGGGGAGAUCUGUACACAGACUGGAGUCUUCCUGACCCUCUCUCUCAGGGGGAGAUCUGUACACUGACCGGUGUCCCUCAGUCCCUCUCUCUCAGGGUAAAAGCUAAAUUUAAUUUUAUUGCAAAAGUCUUUCAAUAUUUUUACUGGAAGUCUUAUCUUGUGUUCUGUUGUGUAAACCAUGUGUUCAUUAUUUAAUUUACAAAAUCUCUUUUCUUGGGAUGAACCUCGGUAAAUAAUCGAACGAUUGGAACUGUUU